CGUUGUUAAAAAAUGUCAUUUCAAUCCACAAACCGACGACGACUAUUUCUGUAAAUGUAAAGUGAAUGAAGACGGGAAACUUAUUGACGCUCAAUGUGAUCGAUGUAAACUAGCUGUGGAUGUGGGUGAUGAACCACCUGAGGAUGCUAAAUGUGAUACUAAACCUGAACCAAGUGAUUGUCACUAUCAUGGAACACAAUCUAUUACAGAUAGUGGAGAAUGUCAGUGUAAA
Trichobilharzia regenti is the source of this 232-nucleotide messenger RNA. The record is from the annotation of a GenBank genome assembly. Lineage: Eukaryota; Metazoa; Platyhelminthes; Trematoda; Strigeidida; Schistosomatidae.